Topomyia yanbarensis is the source of this 1095-nucleotide messenger RNA. It is a transcript of the gene Unc50, whose product is annotated as protein unc-50 homolog. The transcript is spliced from 3 exons. Lineage: Eukaryota; Metazoa; Arthropoda; Insecta; Diptera; Culicidae. The coding region runs from base 204 to 1019 and encodes 271 amino acids. Gene Ontology annotation, cellular component: Golgi membrane. The record is from RefSeq and is a predicted model, not a curated record.
GUCAUUUGAUGACAAUUAGAAAAACAUUAAAGAAAAUAUCAAAACAAAGUUUUUAUUCGUCACUCAUAAAAAAGUUAGGCCGUUCAAAGUUUACAAUCAGGCUUAUAUCACUUCAUUGACUAUUAAUUACAUUAAAUUCUAUGUUAGAAACAUUGAUUGUUUAAAUAUUUCAGUACGGACUGUAGCCAGACAGAUAUUACACGAUGAAGUACUCAACUUCGCCUACACCGUCUCGGAGUAAUAGCUCCCUACUUGGGAUGUCAUCGAGAACCACAUCACCAUUGCCCCCACCUGCCAGCUACCGAACCGAUUGCAUGAGUGCAACCAAUAAAAGCUACAAGUAUCUACGGCGAUUUGUCAAGUUUGAUCAAAUGGAUUUUGAAUAUGCACUCUGGCAAAUGCUGUAUUUGUUCAUUGCACCGAAAAAGGUGUAUCGGAAUUUCAACUAUAGAAAACAAACCAAAUCACAGUUUGCUCGAGAUGAUCCGGCAUUCCUUGUACUGCUCGUAGGCUGCCUUUGCGUGACAUCCAUUGGUUUUGCUUGGGUUCUAAGUUUAGGAAUCGGCCAGAGCAUCCUGUUUCUGUUGUACGUGGUCUUCGUAGAUUGCAUUUUGUGCGGAAUGAUUGUUGCCACCAUGCUGUGGGUUGUUUCGAACAGGUACCUUAGAGAACAAAUCUCGGACAUGGAUGUAGAAUGGGGUUACGCUUUUGAUGUUCAUCUGAACGCGUUCUUCCCACCCUUAGUGUUACUGCACUUCAUUCAGUUGUUCUUCUACCACCCCCUGAUUAGCCACGAGUGGUUCAUUUCCACCUUCAUUGGCAACACGAUUUGGUUGGCGGCUUUGGGUUACUACAUCUAUAUCACCUUCCUGGGCUAUAACGUGGUACCCGGCUUAAGGAAUACGCGAAUAAUACUUGUUGCAUUGCCAUUGGUAUUCUUUUUUUACGUGGUCACAAUAAUCAUGCGUUGGAAUUUGAGUGUAUCCUUGAUGUACUUCUAUCACUAUCGAGUAUUGUAAGUUACCGAAUCGCCUCGAAUGGCAGCAAUUUAUGACUGACGUCUGUUGGACUGGAGAAUAAAGAAUAAAACAUUAA